Magallana angulata is the source of this 2311-nucleotide messenger RNA. RefSeq lists its product as uncharacterized. Lineage: Eukaryota; Metazoa; Mollusca; Bivalvia; Ostreida; Ostreidae. The record is from RefSeq and is a predicted model, not a curated record. The transcript has 5 exons. The coding region runs from base 111 to 1403 and encodes 430 amino acids.
UUUGGAUUGAGCCGGAUUAUUUGAGAGAGACCACUAAAGGACCAUCUGAUUGCAUGUGCAGUGACAUCCAUUUUUGGCAAGUCAGCUUAUCUAAAAAAAAAGAAUAAAUAAUGGCAGAAGCAUCAGCCACUCCACAUUGGAGAAGUUGGAGGAAUCUUCAGGUCAUCUGGCUUAUCGACGAAGUAUACAACACGUUUUGGGAGGCGACAAAAUUUAACACAAAGAGACUACUGGAUCUUGGAGAUGAGUUGGACGAUGAAAGUCUUUUUCAUUUUUCUUUAUCAUUUCCAUCAUGGAAAACCCUCAAAGAAGCAACAGACGUGGAUAAAAAAGAAUUGUUUAAAUUAUUGAAAGACAACUCGGUAAAAACUUUCACUACAAGGAUUAUCUUUAUGAAGAUGAUAUAUUCCAAGGAUAAAUCGGAGUAUGAACGACUUCACAAAAAAGAAAUCCACCAUAUUUUGGACACUCUCAACAGACCAGACAAAUGCUGUGAGCUUGUCAGAUUGAAAGAGAAGGGUAUAGUAUUACAUCAAGAAUCCUUUAAUAACAUAUUCGAAACCCUUGCUCUUGGAUUUGAGGAAUCGUCUGAUAUCAUGGCUGAGAUUAUGGAAGAGUUAAUUAAGAAUAAAGGUAACACGAAAUACAAAGACCAUGAUCGCAAGAACUGGAUUCAAUCGGUUUUAAAAAAGAAAACACCUAUUCCUUGGGACCCGCUUGUUUUUUACGUUUGUGCAAAUAAAUAUGAAUGCGUAGUCAGCAUCCAAGCCAAUGACACUGAUGAAUACCGGUUCUACCCUGAAACUGUUUCCAAUAAGCCUAUGAUCAAGUUUGCACGAACUGAAUUGUCAAAAUAUAUGUGUUUAAAGCGAGACCAAGAAGUAUUUGAUUGUGUGACGGUGGCCGGUUGUUACACCUCCUAUAAACGAAAAAUGCGAGACACAAUGACAGGGCAGUUGGCAGAGAUGAGAGCGGAUCAAGAAACUAAAGACAUAAAAAAUAAUCCAAACGAAAAUCUUAUAGACGCUCACAUAACCUGUUUUAAGAAACUGGUUAGUGAAAAGAAAGAUCUUAAGGAAAACGUGAGUAGUCUCCAAACAUCCUUAGAGGAAGCUAUAGAACAGAAAGAGGAAGCUAUAGAACAGAAAGAGGAUACAGAACGAUCCUACGAUCAAUUAUCUGAGAUGUUUGAUGAAUUUUUGUCCAAAAAAAGCAAACUUGAUCAAGAGACAAAGCAAAAGAGACAACGGCGAAAUUUGUCAUCUGCAAGCAGUAAUAAAAAUCCUAAUAAACCAAAAGAAAUGAAUCAAGCUCAAGAUUGUUCAACCAACCCUGUUUAUGUUACAACAAAAGGCAAAAGCCAGUCUAAAACAGAAGACACAAUUACACCUGUGGGGGAUUAGGUGGAAACAAUAUCGUAAUAUGAAGACAUAAUACCCUAUUAAAACCUAGGAACUUUCUUCUCACCUCUCGAGCAUGUGCAAAAAAGACAUGCUUAUGAUUCCCAUUAGGUUUCAUGAGAAAGUGAUAUCAUGGUCUUAAAGCCCCUUUCACAAUUGGCGCACGAUCAGAAGCGACAAAAUAUUCGUGCGACCGAAACAAUUAGAUAUGAAUCGUAAACUGUUGCCGAAAUAAUCGCAUUUGAACAAGUAUUCGUACGAAAUUCGCACGAUCUACGCAAGCGUUGUGCGAUGUAAACGCAUUAAAUCGUGCGAUAUAUCUUGCGUCUAUAUGCUACUGUUCAUACAAUAAAAGCAACUAUUGAAGGAUAAUGCGAUAGGAUUGCGCGAGAGACCAGGUGAUCGGAUGAUUGAACGUGCGCCAAUUCGAUUGGACGUGCGAUUAUGCGUUCCAUGGUACGAAUGCUCGUGCGAGUCAGAGGGGAAAUAUACCACCCAUUUCCGACGAUUUUCAGUUGACAUAGUUGAAAGCAUGAAAACAUGCCGCCCAAGAAGAAACAGAGAUGCAGCAGCAUUUAUUAUUAUACCUCAAUUUGAUUAUUCUAUUAUAUCUGAUUGUUCUAGAAAGUCACGUGACAGGGCGAUUUCAUAGGGAAUUUCAAGCCGAUAUGAGCAUACGAUGUAGACAAACAUGAUUAAAUAAAAAAUAUUAGUUAUUGCGAUUCUCUUCAUAUCACAAAACCAACUUAACUCUAUGAUUCGAAAUUAUGAAAGAAAAGUUAGACAGUAACAUAGGAAAUCAAACAAUCACGAUUUUAUUGCUAUUAAUAAGUCAGACAAUUUUUAGAAAUCAACGUAUUUUGUUUAAUCAUACAUGUACAUGUAUGUUGUUCGAUAUAAUAAAACGUUUA